GUUGGCAAUGGUAAGCAGUUGGCUGCAGUGUUGUUGCUACAUUCAUGUUUGUGGUUGUUUGACCUGUCAACAAACGUCAAAAACGUUCAAUGGGUUGUGUUUUUGUUUAAAAAUGGAUAAAUUAACGCUUAUUUCUGGUACUUUGUUUAUGGCAGCCAAUGUUUUUGCCAUAGUUAGUUUGGCCAUGCCCGAUUGGAUAAUAACAGAUGUCGGAGGAGAUACGCGUUUGGGGCUUAUGUGGUCAUGCAUGACUUUGUAUAAUAGACCGCAAGUGUGUUUCACACCUGAUUUACAAUCUGAAUGGCUUUUGGCUCUUGUCUGUAUAUUUGUUGGGUGUAUUUGUAUAACAACGACAAUUAUUUUGUUGGCUUCUUCUCAUUGGGACAGAAAUGUUGUUCCUUAUGCCAGAUGGGUUGGAUUUACUGCUAUGGUUCUAUUUUGCCUGGCCGCAGUUAUUUUUCCAUUAGGUUUUCAUGUGGACGAAAUAGGAGGGCAGCCCUAUCAGCUCCCGAACAGUCACCAGGUCGGCAUUUCUUACAUUUUAUUUGUUUUAGCUCUUUGGAUUACUGUUAUUUCCGAAUUAUUCGCGGGUAAGGUUUGUUUACCCCAUUUUUAAAACAUUUAUUUUUAACCGUUGCAUUUAAAAUAUAUUCCAUAUUGUGUACAAAUGUAUUUUAUUAGUUUUUUACAAUUAAGGUUUUUUAUCUCAAAAAGCAACAAUGCAGUUUUAGAAUUAAGAUUUUAAUUUAUAAAUGUGAUAUUUUAGCUAUAAGUUGUACUUUCUUAUUUGAAAUUAAACAUUUU
Molecule: messenger RNA, 804 nt
Organism: Brassicogethes aeneus
Lineage: Eukaryota; Metazoa; Arthropoda; Insecta; Coleoptera; Nitidulidae
Source: the annotation of a GenBank genome assembly